UUGGCUGCAGGUUUCGCAUACACGCAGUCUUAUCGCCAAACGUGAAGAUAAGUCUUCAUUUAUUUUACCCAAUGUAUCCUCUGUUGGUUCUUGUGCGAGUUUUGAAGCGUUCAAACAUUGAUAACGCGUAACGUAGAUAGAUUGCCAUAUUUUAAAAUCUUGCAUUUGAAGCUUCAUUUUAUCAGUGUAAAUUGCAUUUUAUUUGAAAAAGUCGUGUCCUAAUUAAGUUAUUUAGCGAUUAAUGCGAAUUUCAACCGGUUCGAUAUUCGUGUAUUGGUGUCGUGCAACUUUAAACUUCUAGAAUGAGACGUGUAUAAAUUUACCUGAUAAAGAAAAACUUCGAAUAUAGAUACAACAAUGGAUGAUCCAGCGAUCGGGAUUGACUUAGGAACAACGAACUCGUGUGUUGGUGUUUUCCAACAUGGCAAAGUUGAAAUUAUCGCUAACGAUCAAGGUGAAAGAAUCACGCCGAGCUGCGUCGCUUUCACAGAUAUCGAAAUCUUAAUUGGAAAGGCAGCUAAAAAUCAGUGCACUAGGAAUCUGAAUAAUACCGUUUUCGAUGUUAAAAGACUUAUGGGUCGUAAAUUCGACGAUGAUACCGUUCAGAGCGAUAUGAAGCGGUGGCCUUUUCAGAUCAUUGAUGAUAAGAACAAGCCGAAAAUCAAAGUUGAAUUACAAGGCACUUCUAAAACGUAUUUUCCCGAAGAGAUAUCUGCGAUGGUGUUACGAAAAAUGAAAGAGACAGCCGAAGCUUACCUAGACAAAACGGUUAAAAAUGCUGUAAUCACUGUGCCAGCCUAUUUCAACGAUUCUCAAAGAGCAGCUACCAUAGAUGCUGCCACAAUUGCUGGUUUAAACGUAUUACGUAUUAUUAAUGAACCCACCGCUGCCACCAUCGCUUACGGUCUAGAAAAACAAGAUUCCGGAGUUCACAAUGUAUUAAUUUUUGAUCUCGGCGGAGGAACUUUCGACGUCUCCAUUUUAACACUCCAUAAUGGUACUUUUGAAGUGAUUUCAACUACCGGAGAUACUCACUUGGGUGGCGAAGAUUUUGAUAACAGAAUGGUCGAUUAUUUCAUCGGAGAAUUCAAACGUAAACACACUAAAGACCUCAGUAAAAACAAAAGAGCUUUACGCCGUCUACGAACCGCCUGCGAGGCAGCGAAGAGAACUUUAUCGUCGGCUAAUGUAGCUGAUAUUGAAAUCGAAGCUCUUUACAAUGGUAUUGAUUUCUACACGUCGAUUACUCGUGCUUGUUUUGAAGAAUUAAACGCUGAUUAUUUUCGGAACGCAAUGAAAUUAGUAGAAAAGGCGAUUGAAGAUGCUAAAAUGGACAAAACUCAAAUCCAUCACGUCGUUUUAGUUGGUGGCUCGUCUCGCAUCCCGAAAAUUCAGAAAUUGUUGCAAGAUUUAUUCGAUGGGAAAAAAUUAAAUAAAUCCAUCAAUCCGGACGAAGCUGUAGCCUAUGGAGCUGCUGUACACGCUGCCAUACUAAUCGGUGACAAAUCGAAGCUAGUGAAAGAUGUGGUGUUAUUCGACGUCACGCCUUUGUCAUUAGGUAUUAAUGAUGGUAUUAACAAUAGAAUGGCCGUGGUCAUUGAACGUAACACGCCCAUUCCAACUAGAAAAACCAGAGAUUUCACCACAUUAGACGAUAAUAUAACCUCUCUGUGUUUCAAAGUGUUCGAAGGAGAAUAUGCAUUGUCGAAGGAUAAUCAUUUACUCGAUAUGCUCACUCUUACUGGCAUCCCUCCAGCACCUGUUGGUGAACCUAGAGUCCAUGUAACUUUCGAAAUCGACGCCAAUGGUAUCUUAAAAGUAACCGCCGUUGAAAAAUCGACCGGUAGCUCGAAUCAAAUUACCAUCAAAUACGAUAGAAAUCGUCUCAGCAAGGACGAAAUUGAUCGCAUGAUUAAUGAUGCUGAAGAUUAUCGAGCCAAAAAUAAAAAACGAAAAGCUACACUAAACGCCAAAAAGUCUUUGGAAUCAUACUGUGCCAGUGUAAUUAGCAUCGUGAAGGAUAAAAAAUGGACUGAUAAGAUUGAUGAAUUCGAUAAAGACGUGAUUUUGAAAAAAUGCGAAGAAACCAUUGCCCGGUUGAAUUCUGAUCAGUUUGCUGAGAAAGAGCAAUAUGAGAGUAAACAAGAAGAAUUGCAAAACAUAUUUGAUAUAAUCAUUUCGAUAGCUAAGUUCCCUUAUAAAAAGUAUGACAAAUACUACGAAAUAUUGAAAGUGUCAAAAGAUGCCUCCGAAGAUGAAAUCAGGAAUGCCUUCAGGGAAAUAGCCUCCAAAUUUCACCCUGACAAGUAUCAAGGAGACAAGGAAAUAGGAAUUAUGUAUUGGCUUACGUUUAUGAAAGCGAAAGAUGGUCUUAUUAAUUUAGUAAACGGAAUAUUUGGGAAUUAAUCAACUCCAGCGCUUGAAAGUACGAGUACCUAUCUACCUAUAGCAUCGCCAUUCGCCAAUAAAUUACCUAUGCUUCAUCGUUUUUCUGUUUCCGGCGCCACUUUUUCCAAUUUAAGGUGAAUUCGAGAACCUGAAAAUAUUUCAUCUUCAACGAAAUUUAAUAAAUUGUUUUUGCAGAUUCCAAAGGUUACUUAUUUUAAUAUCUGUACGGAGCUUUAUUUUUUGAUUUAUUGGUGGUGAUGUGUCUGCGAUUAAAUUAGUGAUAUCUGUGAUAUAAUAUUUUUCUAUUUACCUAUGUAAUGUAUUUUUAUAAUGUAACAUAUUUUUAUAUUUUAUUGUUCUUACUUGUAUUCUGAUUUUUUCCAAGAAAAGAUAGAUAUGCCUAAUUAGUGAAUGUAUAAUACUUACUUGUAAAAUCGUGUACGUGAUAAUAGGAAUAUGUAAUACUUAAGUACUGGUGCGGUAUUCUUUAGUUUGCAACUGCAUUAUUGAUUGUAAAAAUAUUUCUGUUCAAAAAACCUAUGAAUGUA
Planococcus citri (citrus mealybug) is the source of this 2936-nucleotide messenger RNA. Its product is annotated as heat shock 70 kDa protein II-like. Gene Ontology annotation, cellular component: nucleus; cytoplasm; cytosol. The transcript is spliced from 7 exons. The coding region runs from base 358 to 2406 and encodes 682 amino acids. Gene Ontology annotation, molecular function: ATP-dependent protein folding chaperone; ATP binding. Lineage: Eukaryota; Metazoa; Arthropoda; Insecta; Hemiptera; Pseudococcidae. The record is from RefSeq and is a predicted model, not a curated record.